Helicoverpa zea (corn earworm) is the source of this 4776-nucleotide messenger RNA. RefSeq names its product transcription factor Ken (gene ken). The transcript is spliced from 6 exons. Gene Ontology annotation, cellular component: nucleus. Gene Ontology annotation, biological process: regulation of transcription by RNA polymerase II. Gene Ontology annotation, molecular function: RNA polymerase II cis-regulatory region sequence-specific DNA binding; protein binding; DNA-binding transcription factor activity. NCBI's taxonomy places the organism in Eukaryota, Metazoa, Arthropoda, Insecta, Lepidoptera, Noctuidae. The coding region runs from base 408 to 2108 and encodes 566 amino acids. The record is from RefSeq and is a predicted model, not a curated record.
GAUGCGCGCGCUUCGCAGUUAGUGUGUCACUAGAGCCCGCGCGAGAGGUGGCCUGCAAGGACUGUACCGCGCCAACCUUUUUUUCUGUGCGUGCGAUGUUUUCACUUUCGUCAUUUUGACCGGGCCAGUUUGAUUUGACGUCGCUCGCGCACGGACGUGCCUAGUGCCUAGGUUCCGGCGUUGUGUUAUCCUGUGAUCGCUGGUGCUCCGGAUUGUUUUUGUUUAUGAAAUUAUUUUUGUGAAAAAUAUGGCUGUGAUAAAGUGUUAAUAUGUUCGAUAGUAACAUUCUUUUUAAUUUCUACAAUGAGAUUGCUAAUAGAAGUGCACUACAGUUGGCAAGUACACAGACGAAAUCAUCCACCGUCCCACCCUGAGUCGCAUUCUUCACCAAGAGACCACGUGCUGGAAUGAUGGGCGAGGGCCUGCUGACUCUGACGUACGGCAAGCACCACGCCUGCAUCCUUAACGAGGUGGGGGCGGCGUGGCGUGGCGCCCGCUACUCGGACCUGGUACUGGUCUGCGACGACGCUGUGCCGCUGGCGGCGCACAGGAUCGUCAUGGCUGCCGCUAGCCCUCUCAUCAGGAAAAUACUGGAUGAUACGCCGUCUGUGGAGAGUCCGGUCACGAUUCACAUGUCGGGCAUCAGCAGCACUCUCAUGAGGCAUCUCCUUGUAUUCUUGUACAGCGGCCAAGCCUACAUUGAGUCUGGUGAAAUAGAUGAUAUGCAAGAGUUGUUCGAAUUACUAGAAAUCAAAUCGGACGUAUGGAAAUCAACAAAGGAACGACAACAGGCAGAAGAACGCAACCGAUCGUGCGAGCGACUAAAAUCAAAAGCUUUGAAAACAGAUAUUAAUAGCAAUGAGAGCAGUAAACACGAUGCACCAUCAGGGUCCUCACAUUCAGAGAGUGAACUCGCCACCCCUGGUGCAGGAUACAGCAAAGACAAAGGCGAUGAAAACAUGAGUAUAAAGAAAGAAAAUAUGUCAACCAGUAGUAAUGACGAAAGAGAAGAAGAAGAACAAGAUGGAGAAAACAGAGACAAGGAAUGUGGACGACUUAUGGCACGACGACGAAGCUCUUCAAACCCGGUUAACUUGUCAGUAGCAAGGAAUUCAGAAAACACAGGCAGUGAACACGAUGACUCACAAGACGUUGAUGUGGAAACAGUUGCGGCCAAGAACAUUGCAAGGAGAAGAUCCACAUCAUCGAGCCAGGAAGAUCAACCACAAGAGACGCACUACAGGAGACAACUACUAAGCGACCGGCUAGGACGAGGAAUCGAAAGAGCUAAAAGGAAAUCACAUUACUUAGAACCACCAGAACUAGAUUUACGAACUGUCAAAUUAGAGGAUUACGCGCAUCUUAAGCCUCCUGAUCAAGACCUCAUAUCACUUGUUCAGACGUCUCCCGAAAACUACGUUGUCACACCCCAUCGGAAAAGAAGACCUGGCUUCCACAACUCUCCCUCACAGAAUCCUCCGUUUGUAUCAUUCCCCCCAAGUUACUUAGAAGAAAUAGCACAUCUGCGGUAUACACAAGGACCCGGUAGUGCCGCCGCUGUUGCUAGCGCUCGGCUUGGAGUCAUGCACCCACUGAGUACUUCAGCACCGCCGUAUUUACCCGAGAGGAGUGCUACUCCCCCUACGGCUACGCACGAGGAUGCUCUCAAAUAUCGACCUCCAAGUGCUGGAUCGUGGGGUCCGUGGUUGUGCCAGCCACAAAUGGGUGGAGACGAAGCACCAUCGACGGAACACGAUCAAGGUUCAAGUAAACAAGCACCGGUCCGAGAAUACCGUUGUGAAUAUUGUGGCAAGCAGUUCGGAAUGUCGUGGAAUCUCAAGACUCACUUACGAGUGCACACCGGAGAGAAACCGUUUGCUUGUCGACUCUGCGUUGCUAUGUUUAAACAGAAAGCUCACUUACUGAAACAUUUGUGUUCUGUACAUCGCAACGUGAUAUCAUCCAGCGAGAAUGACGGGCGGACGAACACACCCGGUCGGUUUAACUGCUGUUUCUGCCAGCUGACGUUCGAGGCGUUACCAGAACUCAUUCGGCACUUGUCAGGGCCACACAACAGUUUGCUUCUCAGCAAGAAUCUACACGAAUGACGCCCGGCCACGUGACGCGGCCGCUCGCGUAACUUUGGACUUUAAAACUUCUUCUCUCAAUAAGAGAGUUCAAUUGUGAUAUGUGUUUAGAUGGAUAUAAUGUUAAGUGUUUAGUUUUAAGACAUGUGAUAUCGCAGAGCGAUACUCAUAGUGAGGCAUUCGCGGGAGGUUCCUGCGGGUGUGAUGUUGAUUACUAAUUUAAAAAAUCACAUGUUUGCCGAAUGGGUCCAAAUUGUUAUAAUUUGUUUAAAAAUUAUAAUCCGGGACCAACACCUUCCAAGAUAGUAUUUAUUUGAAAGAUGUAUUUCAUUAGGGUAAAUAUUAUUAAAAGCCACCGACACAUUAAUUCCUUAAGCAUAGAAAAUAGACAUGUUUGUCAAAGAAAAGUUGCGAAGUAUGUAUAAGGCCUAAAGAGAUAACGUCACAUAAACUACCUCCUAAUUUAAAUCAGUAUCUUGAUGAAUCUACUGUGGCGUUAACAUAGGUUCGUAUUGACUCGACACUGUCACGAGUGGACGGUCAAUAGAUCUAGUCAGAAUUGGAACUAAGAAUUAUAACAGUUGUAAGUUUAGCCCAUUACGAUUGGUACCAAUGUUGUUUCAUGAGUACUUUUGUACUUCCAGUAAAAUACAAAUGUUAUCAAUAAAAACCUCCAUAAUGCUGUAUUUCUCAGGGUCACUUAUCCCCACUUUGUUCCAAAAAAUCUGACUUGACGUUUCGCAGCUUUUUUCGACAUUUACAAUCUCAAUAUUAGGUUUUAUCAUUUUUAUGUAACUUCUAGAAAAAAAUGUGUUCGUAAUAAUAUAAUUUAUAGUAUGCACAUCCUUCCAUUUGUUCGUGCCGAUUAUUGCAAUGUGGAUAGCACCAAAGAUUUGUAAAGCAAUAAAAAUGUUUUGGUGUACAAUUAAGAGAAAUUAAAGGGACCUGAAAUGAUUUUGAUUUUGUUAACCUUAAAGUAUGUAGGUACCAAUUUAAUAAUCUCAUCUAUAGUUACUAACGUUCAGUUUUCUGUAACCACUUCUGUAAUUCCGUUGCGAACUUUAUGAAGCUUGAAUAUCUUCUUAUUUUUGGAUUAAUUUACUUUAGUGUUAAUACGAAGCUUACCAGGCAUUAUUUUCAAAUGAAUAUUUUUAUCAACUAGUUCUUUAGCUUUAUUAAAAAUCUUCGAAACUUAUUUUCGAUGUCGCUUUUUAUCGAACACAUUACUGUGGCCAGUUAUAUUAAAGCUAUUAUUUUAGUGAAGGCUGGAUGUUCAAUCUUAAUUAAGGCUUCUAUUAUACAAAGUAUACAAAAUUAGCAAUCUAUUGUUUCGUCAGUACGAUGCCAAAAGUGUUUUCAUUCAUCAAUACGUUGUAUUGUGCCUCGAUUCUUGUAAAGUGUAUUCCAAUAAGCAAGUUUGAUACUGUACUCAAUUGGAGAAUAUUUUCCGUAAUACUCAUUUUGUACAAUCCGUUUAUACGUACUUUUAUUUGGAAUUCCAUUUAUAUUAUAUUGUCAGUAAUAGGCGGAUACUUGUCAAUGCAAUUAUUGUUGUCUAUGUUUACUUCAAUAAAACUAAAGUUACCAACGAGUUGUUCAAAACCUAGAGUAAACUAUGAAAUUGUCGAGUUGCUUUAAUGUCUCUUUCGAACGUUACCUAUUAUACCUGAUUUUUAUCGUUUUUUCGUGUUAUAUUCGACGUCGAUAUUGACGUAAAUAUUAAUUGGGGAACAAUUUAAUUUUAAGGAAUGUGAUUUCAAGGAAUCGUUUAGGUUUAUUCUAUGUGAUAAUUUUCUGUUUUGUCUUAAGUAGGCACGUUGAGAACGCUGUCUUCCAAUGCGUUUUCCAUUUUAAAAUCUUUAGUAAUGGAACAUGUGAAUGUAUUAACAGCAUACGUACUUACAUCUGCUAGUACAAUAAGAUUUGUCUUAUUUCUUUUAUUCUUUAUACAGACUGUAUACAAAACAUUGAUACUAUGUGUUGGUGCUUCAAUAUAUUCGCGUGUUCCAAUACUCUGUAAAUAAAAACUAGAAUUAAGUCAACGAUGCAUGACAAAAAAAAUCGUCCACAAAAACUGCUGCCUAACCUAUACGUAACUUGAACAAAUUGUAUUUUUAUAAAUAUUUUCUUCGGAACCACUUGUAGCGUAGGAUCGUUGUGAUAUUAUCUCGGCGGAAGUCGGAAUUGCCUUAAAAUAUUAAAUAUCAAUGCAAGUAGGUAACUUACUUAAUACGUAAUUUUAGUGUUUCUUACAUGUGUUCACUUGUAAAAUAACUUUACUACCUGUGGUAUGCAAUACUGGAACAUUUUGGAAACAUGAUAAUAUACAAUAAAGAAAAGUAUCACGUUAUGAAAAUAUAAUGUAAUUCUGGAUUGAGAUAUCUAAAUAAAGCACAUCGAAGAAACACUAGAAAACCUAUUCGAAAUAUUAAUUUGUAAAACAUGACGUUGUUAAGAAUAAAAAAAAAUGUAAAUAGUAACUAGUUUAAAGUUUAAUGGUAAAUAAAGCUUAACUUAAUCUUGUUGAACUUGAAUAUUGAUUUUUCUCUGUUAAUUGUAAAUUAAAAAGUAUUUGAUAAGUUUUCACAUACUUGUACAAUUUUAUGUAGAUAUUGUUUAGAAAAUAACAUUCUGUAAAAAUGUGUUCUUACCGUAGUAAAUUAAAUAACGAGAAUAUUUUAGUUACACA